Naegleria lovaniensis is the source of this 618-nucleotide messenger RNA. RefSeq lists its product as uncharacterized. NCBI's taxonomy places the organism in Eukaryota, Heterolobosea, Eutetramitea, Acrasida, Naegleriidae. Bases 1 to 618 code for a protein of 205 amino acids. The record is from RefSeq and is a predicted model, not a curated record. The transcript has a single exon.
AUGUCUGUCGUCGGCGGCAGUAGGUGUGGUGGUGGCUUGAGAAACUCCUUGAUGCUGAGCCUCGUCGUCGUGCUGCUUCAGUUAUUGCUCCUCAUGAUGACUCUUCAUGAUCAUUCCUUCAUUAAUGCCAUGAAUUUAUCCAUAAACAAAAUGAUGAAAAUCAGAUCAGCAACUACCAGUACUACCACUCGCCAACAAUUCAUCAUUCAAGACAUUCCCUACCUUCAUCAAAUCACGGAUUAUUCUUGCGGAGAUGCAAGCCUCAACAUGGUAUUGUCAUAUUAUUACCCACAGAAAAUCAUUGAUCAGAGAGCCAUCAUUGAUGUUGCACGUACCUCCAAUCAUACAGGUACUUUGAGUUUGGAUGUGGUUCGGAGUGCAAGAUUCUCGCCUCUCAGUUCAACUCCAGCCUCACAGGUCUAUAUUCAAUUUCCAGAACAGGCACCAACUUCUGGUUGGUUCAAUUCAAAAUUUGCAAACAAAUCACAAGCUUCAGUACCAGUGAAUAUAUUUGAACAUUCUGGACUUGCGACCGUGUACUAUCCUGAUCGAAAUAUUUUUGUUCUGUUUGAUUCAAUCUGUGAAAAGUAUGAAAGAUUUUUCAAUGCGUUUGCUUGA